AAUAAUAAGUUAGAUUAUAAAAGACUUAGACCUUUCGAGAUUAUUAAAAAAGUCUUAUUAAUUAAUUAUAAAUUAAGAUUACUAAAUAUAAUACAAUAUUAUCCCGUUUUUUAUACUUUAUUACUCGAACUUAUACUAAGAAGUCUAUAUAUAAAAGAUUAUAUUAUUAUUAAACUAAACUAA
This is a messenger RNA of Colletotrichum lupini, 183 nucleotides long. RefSeq lists its product as uncharacterized. The record is from RefSeq and is a predicted model, not a curated record. The annotation marks the transcript as partial. The transcript has a single exon. Lineage: Eukaryota; Fungi; Ascomycota; Sordariomycetes; Glomerellales; Glomerellaceae.